Messenger RNA from Colletes gigas, 2224 nucleotides. It is a transcript of the gene coro, whose product is annotated as coronin-1C-A. The transcript is spliced from 6 exons. Gene Ontology annotation, molecular function: actin filament binding. Gene Ontology annotation, biological process: actin filament organization. The record is from RefSeq and is a predicted model, not a curated record. The coding region runs from base 176 to 1657 and encodes 493 amino acids. Lineage: Eukaryota; Metazoa; Arthropoda; Insecta; Hymenoptera; Colletidae.
UUGCCACACGUACCCGACUCGAAAAAAAUAUUCACGCGAACGCGUGUGUUCCGUCGCGUUUACUGAACGAUCUGAAUCGAUUUCUUCCCAUUUCACUCGUGGCGUAUGCAACACUGACAAUUCGUGCGUAUAAAGUGCUUGAAAACAAGAAAAGAAAGAAAGAAAGGGUGCAGAUAUGUCUUUCCGUGUUGUGCGCAGCAGCAAGUUUCGCCACGUGUACGGAACGCCUUUAAAACGCGAACAAUGUUACGACAAUAUAAGGGUGUCUAAGUCUUCAUGGGACUCAACCUUUUGUGCCGUGAACCCAAAGUUCCUCGCCAUCAUUGUGGAAUCCGCGGGUGGUGGUGCUUUCAUAGUCUUGCCUCAUAACAAAGUAGGACGAAUACCAGCAGAUUAUCCUUUAGUUGGUGGACACAAAGGUCCUGUAUUAGAUAUUGCAUGGUGCCCUCAUAAUGAAAAUGUCAUAGCAUCUGGAUCUGAAGACUGUGUAGUUAAAGUAUGGCAAAUACCCGAUGGCGGUAUUUCCAAGACAUUAACCGAAUCAGUGGUAGACCUUCAGUUGCAUCAGCGCAGAGUUGGUCUCGUUUUAUGGCAUCCAUCUGCUCUGAACGUGCUAUUAACAGCUGGAUCAGACAAUCUUGUCUUGAUUUGGAACGUUGGUACUGGGGAAGCCAUGGUACGAAUAGACUGUCAUCCAGACAUGAUUUAUUCUGCCUGCUGGAACUGGGAUGGAUCCAGAUUAGUCACUACAUGUAAGGAUAAAAAAAUUCGUAUUUUGGAUCCAAGAUCAGGAGAAAUAAUAGAAGAAGCUAUUGCGCACGAAGGUAGUAAAGCAACACGUGCAAUCUUUCUUAGGGGAGGCUUGAUCUUUACCACAGGUUUCAGCAAAAUGUCUGAGAGACAAUAUUCGCUGCGCGCCCCUGACAUGUUAGGUGAACCUAUAGUUAUGGUAGAAUUGGAUACGAGUAAUGGAGUUAUGUUUCCCCUAUACGAUCCUGAUACGAAUCUAGUUUACUUAUGUGGGAAGGGUGAUUCUGUGAUUCGAUAUUUUGAAAUUACACCCGAACCUCCUUUUGUUCACUAUAUCAAUACGUUUCAAACUCCUGAUCCUCAACGAGGUAUAGGAAUGAUGCCAAAACGAGGCUGUGAUGUUAAUAGCUGUGAAAUAGCUAGAUUUUACCGACUCAACAAUUCAGGCUUUUGCCAGGUUAUUUCUAUGACGGUACCAAGAAAGUCUGAACUUUUCCAUGAAGAUUUAUAUCCAGAUACUCCUGGUGACACUGCUGCAAUUUCGGCGGAGGAAUGGGAAAGUGGAACAGACGGGGAUCCUGUGCUGAUAUGUUUGCGAGACGGUUAUCAACCUUCGGUAGCCAAAAAUGAACUUAAAGUUCAUAAAAAGUCAAAUAUUCUCAGUAAAGGAGCAAAGGUUGCUUCUAAUUCUGCGCAAAAUGCUACACAGGCGUCGGCAGGCAUUACAGAGGAGAUGCUGAAGGAAUUUACCGAAGAAAUAAGAAAAUUAAAAGCAGUGAUUGUAAAACACGAGGGAAGGAUACGGGUGCUCGAGUCUGCUGUAGCUCUUCAAAUGAAAGAAGAAGAACGAAAAGAGAAAUCGUCUUCGCCAGCUGAAAGAGAGGUGCUUGCAUCUGACGAGGUUUAAUCUUUGAAUUAUAUUUUUAGCUCGCAAAAAAAAAAAUAAUACGACAAGAUAACUAAUUGUGUAAUAAAAAAAUGAUCAUAUAUUUUGAUAUAACAAUUUGUGUAAAUAGUAGGUUUUAGCUACGUUGUGUGUCUUGAUUCUUUGAAAUGAUCUUUGCUAUUUAUUGUACAUCCAUUCAUCAUACAUCUUUUGCAUUUGUACUAUGUUUACAUCUUUUAUUUUAUUAGAUCAUAGCCGACACGUGACAUCGCCUGUUUGCUAGCAUUAAGAUAUAAUGUCUAGUAAUCUCUCGAAACUUUUAUGUAUAUUCAACUUUAUAAGCAUAAACGAGUGCCUAAUUUGUACAGAUAUUUCAUUGUAAAAUAACGAAUGAUUAUUUUAUUUUGGUAUAACAUUUAUGUGAAUACCUGUAACUUUUCUCGGACAGAUGCGUAAUUUAUGUGGAAAUUAUGCGACAUAAAAUUAAUUAAAACAAAAAAUAAUCGCUAUUUUACAAACACUGUGCAAAUAACAAAUAAUAAGAUAUUAAGUAUUUUUGACUAAUCUGUUUUUUCGAAUAUCGUAAAA